This is a messenger RNA of Micropterus salmoides (largemouth bass), 1745 nucleotides long. RefSeq names its product parathyroid hormone-like hormone a (gene pthlha). The transcript is spliced from 4 exons. Bases 390 to 1010 code for a protein of 206 amino acids. Gene Ontology annotation, molecular function: peptide hormone receptor binding; hormone activity. The record is from RefSeq and is a predicted model, not a curated record. NCBI's taxonomy places the organism in Eukaryota, Metazoa, Chordata, Actinopteri, Centrarchiformes, Centrarchidae. Gene Ontology annotation, cellular component: extracellular region. Gene Ontology annotation, biological process: adenylate cyclase-activating G protein-coupled receptor signaling pathway; bone mineralization; regulation of chondrocyte differentiation.
GCAGCAGUCGCAGCAGCAGCAGCAGCAGCAGCAGCAGCAGCGCAGCCUCAGCUCGUCCCGCCGCUGGCUGCCCUGCCGUCACUCUAACGCUCACCUUUUAACCGCAGGACACCUGGAGGACUGCUGGAGCUGCAGCUGGACUUCUUCUUCUCCACUUAAUGGAGUUUUUAAACUGAGGAACAUAAAUUAAAAAACUAAAAGACGAGAACUUGGAUGUCUUUUGGCUCGUGGUUUAUUUUUUUCUCUCUCUGUAAGGUGUCUUCACCUGGAUUGUGUCUCCUGAGACGAUCUUUACUUGUGGUGGAAAGUUUGAAAAAGGACAUAAGUGAAUUUCUUUCUGUUUAUCUUUUUUUCCGUGCUGGAAAGACACUGCUGUGGGAAAAAAGAAGAUGUUCUGCUCCAGGAGAGUCCUGCAGCAGUGGUGCUUCGCUCUCUUCCUCCUCUGCUCCCCGGUGCCGCACUUUGGACGGCCAAUUGAUGCCCUGAGCAGCAGAAUAAAACGGUCCGUGACUCACGCUCAGCUGAUGCACGACAAAGGCCGGGCGCUGCAGGACUUUAAGCGCCGCAUGUGGCUGCAGGAGCUUUUGGAUGAAGUCCACACGGCGGAGAUACGCGAACUCCCGGUCCGGACCACCGGCGGAGGCGGGAGCAGCAGCGGCGCAGGCGUCGGGCUCCCGGGUGUCAGCCUGGGCAUCAACCUGAGCACCACCGGCAGCACCCUGCACUCCAAACCCCCCGGAGGGACCAAGAACCUCCCCAUCAGCUUCAGGCUGGAGGAGGAGGAGGGCACCAACCUGCCGCAGGAGACCAACAAGUCUCAGACGUACAAAGACGGCGUGCUGAAAGCACCCGGCAAGAAGAAGAAGAAAGGGAGGUCCGGGAAGAGGCGGGAGGGAGAGAAGAGGAAGAGGAGGGCGCGUUCUUUGGGGUGGAGGCUGGAGGACGAACCCGGGAGUGGACUCCACCUGGAGUGGAGGUCUCUGCUCGGCCUGCAGAGGGCGCUGCUUUAAAACGCUGUCAGUCUCUGACAAAGAAACCGCUGGACUGGACUCCUAAAUACUCUCGUUACAGUCUUCUGUAAUAGUGAUUGUUUGGAAAGAAAUUGGAAAAUAUUUAUUGUCUGUAAAUAUUCUAAAUAUAGCAGAACAAAUAGCAGAAUAUGAUAAAAAAAAAAAACGUAUUUGAUGCUCUGUGAGGCAACAGAUUUUAAUCUUUGUGAAUCCUUGCUUUUUUCUUUUUUAUUCCAAUUAUGUCAGAUUUUUUUUGGCGGUAAUUUAUUUUGUCUGAAUGGUGUAUUUAUUUUGUAAAUGUAUCGAGGUGCUGCUGACCUUCUAUAUUUUUGUACCAUAUUGCACUUUAGAUAUAUAAAUAUAAAUAUAUAUACCAUUAAUUUUGUUCAUUGUUUUUGUGGUUGAUUGAAAUGAAGUAAAAACGACGGUCGUCACUCUGUGUUACCUUUCAGUUUGAUUCUUGACCUUUUGCUCUGCUCAGAUGUCCAGUUUUUUUUUGUUUGUUUGUUUCUUUGCUGCUGUUUCUUCAGAUGUUUUGCGGCUCUGACUGAAGGUUUUUGUUGUCUCACUUCUGUGUUCGACCCUUCAGUGUUCUCCGGUUCGCCCGCUUUGCUUCUCAAUGCCAAAGUUCACAUUUGUACAUAAACCAAACACGGCUCGAUAUUGUUGUUUUUUGGCACUUGCACUGAGAUAAACACCCUGUACUGAACGGAUUAAACAUUUGACAGUAUCCUC